AAACUCCACCCUUUUCCUUAAAAAUAUAUCAAAAAAAUCUCCUUUUAAUCUUAAAAUAAAAAACAUUUUUAGCAACCACCUUUGCCCAAACUGUCAACUUUUUCCACCAACAGAAACUACUUUCCCCUCAAAACCAAAAACCAUCAAAAUUUUAGGCACUUUCUCAACAUGGAAUCAUCGGAACUGGACAAACCAGAAGUGCCAUGGCCAGCAGAUGCUCAUCUCUACCAGCCAUCGGAUGGGAAUCAAAUCUUAUUACCAGAACUUUCUAGUUGCCUAGCCGUAAAGACUUAUCUGCGCAUGUGCAACCUACCAUUCACGGAAAAGAUCAGCGAGAAUGCAGAGUUCAUGUCGCCAGGCGGAAGAUUAACCCACCUGCCGCUACUCCGCUUGGGCCCCAUCCAGACCUUUGCCGAAUUCGAGCCCAUUGUGGCCCAAGUGGAGAUCAUUCAGGAUGGCAGCUCCCUAAACAGUUGGAUGACUGAAGAUCAGAGAGAUGACCUUCGUUCCCUGGUCAACUAUGUGGAAAAUGUCUUUACCCUCGCCGAAAUCCAUAUGAUCUUCAUGGAUAUGGUUAACUAUCAACUGUACACGGCACCACGCAGUGAAGCAGCUCAUCCAUGGCCAUUGAGCACGAUCCGUCGGUUGGACAAGCAAAAGGCGGCCCAAAGACUUCUAAAGGUCUACCAAUGGCAGGAUAUGGACAAUGACCAAGUACUACACGAGCUGGGUCUCUGUGUGGGCGCACUGAUUGACCAAUUGGAGGGGAAUCAAUCGGAGGACUUCUUCUUAUGCGGCUCGCGACCUUGCGAACUAGAUGCUUUGGUCUUUGGUCAUGUCACUGCCAUAAUGACCACCAAAUUACCAAACAUGGAACUGGCCGAGAUCCUUUCCACCUAUCCACGUCUAUUGGCCCACUGCCGACGCAUCGAUGAAAGCCUAUUCGAGGGCAAACUCCUGGCAACCGGUGACAACGAAAAGCCAUUGGAAAUGUUGGGCAAAUAAAAUUAAGGAAAGACAGGACGACUUUGGAGUCACUUUCGAAGUCCAACCCGCCCCCCUCCCUUCCGCUAUCAGAGAACAAAGGCUUUUCUUAUUGUUUUUUUAUUUGGCCAGAGGUCGGUCGUCGGAAAGCCAAUCAAAAAUAUGCAAAGCAUUUACAAUAAAAAACGGCAGAGAAUCCGAAGUGGGAGUGGGUUUGGAGGAGCAAGUCGAGCCAGAGAUAAGCCAGCGCACAAUGCCAUAAAAUACAGCAACAGACAAGGUUAAACAGUGAGAGAAAAACUAGGAAAAAUAAUUUGGGAAAAUCAUUUUAAGCUAAGAAAUUUAAAGGAAAUAAAGUUGGUUUAUAUGGAAACCUGAGAAACCUAAACUAA
This is a messenger RNA of Drosophila eugracilis, 1376 nucleotides long. Its product is annotated as metaxin-2. The transcript has a single exon. Gene Ontology annotation, biological process: mitochondrion organization. The record is from RefSeq and is a predicted model, not a curated record. The coding region runs from base 169 to 1005 and encodes 278 amino acids. Gene Ontology annotation, cellular component: SAM complex. Lineage: Eukaryota; Metazoa; Arthropoda; Insecta; Diptera; Drosophilidae.